Molecule: messenger RNA, 3270 nt
Organism: Condylostylus longicornis
Lineage: Eukaryota; Metazoa; Arthropoda; Insecta; Diptera; Dolichopodidae
Product: glutamate receptor ionotropic, kainate 2-like
Exons: 12
Coding region: 103-3045 (980 amino acids)
Biological process (GO): modulation of chemical synaptic transmission; synaptic transmission, glutamatergic; monoatomic ion transport
Cellular component (GO): postsynaptic membrane; plasma membrane
Molecular function (GO): transmitter-gated monoatomic ion channel activity involved in regulation of postsynaptic membrane potential; glutamate-gated receptor activity
Source: RefSeq, a predicted model, not a curated record
UUUUAUUCAGUUACGGACGCAUUUGAUUAAAAUUUAAACGGUGGAAUCAAAGAAAUCAUUUUUUUUUUGUUCCAUAUUUUUAAAAGAUCAGUUUUAUAUUUAAUGAUUUUAAAAUUGUAUAUAAAAAAUUUAAUAAAAUGUUUUAUAUUAAUAUUGCAAAUAACAAUAGGUGCCGGUAGAAAGCAAUUUAAUAUAGGUGCAAUAUUUGAAAGUGAAAACGACGAAUUUGAUGUUGCAUUUCGAGAUGCUGUUGAUCGAACAAAUACUCUUGAGAGAAGUAUAGAACUUAUUCCGAUUGUUAAGUAUGCAGAUCAAGAAGAUACAUUUAGUAUAGAGCAAAAAGUUUGUGAAUUAAUUUCCGAAGAUGUUAUAGCAAUAUUUGGACCAAGUAAUGCUGAUGCUUCAGAUAUUGUUAGUUCUAUAUGCCAUUCCUUAGAAAUUCCACAUAUUUUAUUUACAUAUAAAAUUCGUAAUCCAAUUGAUUUUAGAGAAUUUUAUUCAAUGACCAUAAAUAUUCAUCCAGAUGAAUCGGCUUUAGGCAGAGCAUAUUCAGCUAUUGUUACAUCAUUUUCCUGGAGAAGAUAUUGCAUUGUUUAUGAGAGACAUUUGGAUUUUAUACAUUUGCAAGAUGUACUGGGUUUACCAAAUACCGAAGAAAGUCGAAUAACAUUUCGUGAAUUACAAUAUGAUGAUUCUCAACAAUACUUACCAUUUUUAAAAGAUUUGAAAUAUAAUCAAGAAAUGACGUUAGUUGUAAACAUUGCCAAUGAAAAUAUUAUACCGUUUUUAAAACAAGCUCAAGAGAUGGAUAUGGUUGGGGAAUAUCAGAGCUUUUUCCUAAUGCCAUUGGAUGCACAUACUUUAGAUUUCGAAGAGUUGAUUACCGUAAGUGCAAAUAUUACAACAAUGAGAAUAAUUGACCCAACAGAUUUUAGUGUAAAAAGUGUUUUACAUGAUAUAGAACAAAGAGAAAGAAGUAGAGGAAACUAUUUCAAAACUUCCGAUGGUAAUGUUAAGACAAAUAUGUUAUUAGUUUAUGAUGCUGUUUGGGUAUUUGCAAGAGGAUUAGCUGAAUCUGGUCUUGUAGAAGAUAUGGAACCACCAACUGGUCGAUGUGAUGAUCCAACGCCAUGGCCCUUUGGCAGAAAUAUUACAGAUUCUAUAAAAAAUAGAAAAGAAGAAGGAAGUACCGGACGUAUUGAUAUUACAGAACAUGGAAAACGUGUUUUCUUUACAACACAAAUAUUAGAGUUAACAGAAGAUGGAUUCGCUGCAUUUGCAACAUGGAAUCCUUUAAGUGGUGUUGAAAAUAUUGGUGUAGAAGAGAGUGCUAAACGUAAAGAAGGAAAACUUGCUAGUAAAAUUUUCAUAGUAUCAUCAAGAAUCGGAAAGCCAUUUUUAUUUGAUUUGGGUAAAGAUAAUUCAAGUUUGACGGGAAAUGCUAGAUACGAAGGUUAUUCAAUGGAUUUAAUUGAUGAAAUAUCUCAAAUUGUUGGUUUUAAAUAUGAAUUUGUAUUGUCACCGGACGGAAAAUAUGGAGCAUUUGACAAAUCAACUGGAAAAUGGAAUGGAAUUGUAGGUCAAGUCAUGGAAGGUAAAGCUGAUAUGGGAAUAUGUGAUUUAACGAUGACAUCAGCUAGAAGAACUGUUGUUGAUUUUACACCACCAUUUAUGACUUUGGGUAUUAGUAUACUUUAUAUCAAAGCAGAUCCAGUACCACCAGAUUUGUUCUCAUUUAGAUUGCCAUUUUCAGCAGACGUGUGGAAAUACACAAGUGCUGCUUAUUUAGGAAUUUCAUUGAUGGUAUUUGUUACAGCAAGAAUAGCUCCAGAUGAAUGGGAAAAUCCGUCACCGCAAAACCCGGAACCUGAAGAAUUGGAAAAUAUUUGGACCAUUAAAAAUACGGUUUGGUUGGCAAUGGGAUCUAUUAUGGGUCAAGGAUGCGAUUUACUUCCAAAAUCAGCUUCUACACGUAUUCUAACAGGAAUGUGGUGGUUUUUUGCUCUUAUGAUGCUCAAUUCUUAUACCGCAAAUUUAGCGGCAUUUUUAACAAAUUCUCAAAUUGAUACUUCAAUUAAGAAUGUAGAAGAUUUGGCAAAACAAACUGAAAUUAAGUAUGGUGCUGUUGCUGGUGGUAGUACACAGGGAUUCUUUAAAAAUUCCGAUGAUGCAUUAUAUCAGAAAAUGUGGUCUUUUAUGGAUGCAGAAGAUCCAUCUGUUUGGACUGAAACAAAUGAUUUGGGUGUUGAAAGAAUUAAAAAAUCUAAAAGAAAAUAUGCUUUCUUUAUGGAAUCAACAACUUUGGAAUAUAUAGCUGAAAGAGAUUGCAAUUUAUAUCAAGUCGGGAAGUGGUUAGAUUAUAAAACGUAUGGUAUAGCAAUGCCAUUCAAUUCACCCUGGCGAAAACAAAUAAGUGAAGCUAUGCUUAAACUGGGCGAAACUGGUAAGCUUGUCGAAUUAAAACGUCGUUGGUGGAAAGAAAAGUAUGGUGGUGGCGAAUGUCCGGCUGAAGCUGGUGGAGGUGAUUCUCUUGAAUUAAGAAUGGGUAAUGUGGGUGGUGUAUUCCUUGCAUUAGGAAUAGGUUUGAUAGCAGCUUUUAUCAUUGGUUUUAUUGAAUAUUUUUACAGUGUUCAAUCGGUUGCCUUAGAGCAAAAAAUAUCAAUGUCACAAGCAUUCAUAGACGAGACAAUGUUUGCAUUAAAAUUUUGGGAAACAAAAAAGCCAGUUCGUACACCUAAAAGUGAAAGCAAAACUACUUCAAGUAAACAUAGUAACUCAUCAUCAGACAGUAUUGUUUCAAAUCGUUCUAAAAGUUCAUCAAGGAGUUCAUCGAAAAGUGAUGGAAACUACGACAAAAUUGAAAAGAUUUCUGAAAACCUCAGUAAAUCUACAAAGGAAGACGAUGAAACUGACACAAAAAAGGACUCGAAAAGUUCAAAGAAAAGCAAAUCAAAUAAUUCUAUAAAGAAUUUUUUUUCUGUGCUUAAAAUUCGAAUUAGUAAAGAUAAAAGUAUGAGUAUUGGUAGUAGAAAGUCAAAGAACUAAUUGAAAGAUAAAAUUCUAUAAGAAGUGUAUUAUUCCCGUGUGAGAAUUUCGAAAGAAAAAAAAAUUUAAAAAAAUUUCCUUACAAUUUUGUUAUACCACUGUUUCCAGUAUUUUUUUUCUUGUUAGUUUGGAAUUAAAAAAUAAAUUUGAAAAAUAAUUUAAAUUUUAAUUUAUGUUGAAAAUGGUUGUAAAUUACACUUUUGCUUGUUUGUCUUGUUUAAAUAA